CGGUGCCGCCCGGUCCGGAGCGGCGGCGGCGCGGCCAUGGGCUCCCGGCUGAGCCGGCAGAGCAGCCUGGAGGAGGAGAGCCCCGAGGAGCCCGGCGCCGGGCGGCUGGAGGGCGGCCGCGGCGACUUCCACCUCUCCUCGCUGCUGCCGCACCCGCAGAAGCUGCCCGGGGUGCUGCGGAAAGCCUCGCCCGCGCCCUACGUGCGGCGGGUGGGGUGGCUGCGGGAGAUCCAGGCCACCAUCCGGGAGCACAAGCGGGACCACGCCGUGCACAUCCUCCGGCUGCUCAGGAAGGACCUGGGACUGGAAGGAACCUUCCUCAAUGAAGUGCUCUACAAAAAUGCCACUUUCCUCAACUUGGUGGAUCCCAUCUCCCAUGACUUGCUGAUGAGCCUCGCCAGAGACCUGCAGUGUCCCAAAAAGGACUAUGACCCCUGGAAGUCCUCGGACAGAAUCUGCCGGCAGCUGAUUUACCACUUAACCCCCCACUCCAAGUGGCACCGGCACGGGCUGCCCCGCAGGAAGUCCCAGGCAUGCCUGAAGAGCAGCCUGCAGAAGAAGGUGAGCCAGGACUCCAUGGAUUUGUCAGGGAUCCCCCUGACCAUGCGGGAUGUGCACCGCAUGGCCUACUACCUGCAGAGCAACGGGGAGCACCUCACCUCCGUGGACCUGAGCUUCACGGAGCUGAACGACGACAUGGUGCGGCUGCUGCUGCCCUUCCUGUGGGCGCUGCCCAGGCUCACGCACCUCUCCCUCAACGGCAACCGCCUGACGCGGGCCACCAUGAAGGAGCUGACUGACGCCGUGAAGGACAUGACCAAGUUCCCUUGCCUGGCCUGGGUUGACCUCGGCAACAACGUGGACGUCUCCUCCAUGCCGCAGCCGCUGCUGGUGGGGCUGCGCAAGCGCCUGAGCCAGCAGACCACGCUGCCCACCAUCUACGAGGCGCUGGACUGCGACUCGGAGGCGGGCAGCGGGCAGGAGGGCAGCCAGCCAGGGCCCGGCCUGGCAGAGAGCACCCCGCCACGUGCUCUUUCUCAGCGGGGCUGCGAGAGGUGACUGGACACCAGCCUGGCGCUGGCACGCUGAGCCUGCCCCGAGGAGGACUCUCGAGCACAAGCAUCAAGCACAGGGGCAGCCUUACCGGCCGCCUUCGGCUCUUUUCUCUCGCCUUCCCUGACAUCUCCCCUCAAACUGCUGUGAGACAAAAGCCUGCCAUCCCCCCACAACGUGCUCCACUCCCUCCCCUCGCUGCCAAACCCAUCGCCCGCGUUCCAGAGAGGAACCAGUGACUUACAGUGAACCUGGUCCCCAGGCAGGGUCUCACUGGAAGACGGGAAAACACCUGUCGGAGUCAAGAAUAUCCUCCAGCAGCCAUUGGGUUGCAGGACAGGGAUGGGGGGAACCUAAAACAGAAACAGGCUUGUAGUUUACUUCCUUUCUUCCUUUUCCCAUGCACCUUGGAGACCUUGGGACCUGCAGCCUUGACUGUGAAAGGAGGUGCCCCAAGAGCCUAGUUGCUGGGGAGCUUAGCUGAAGGGCUGCGAGGAGAGCCGAGGAGAGCCGGAGCCCGGCUGUGUGUCUCCCUCUUGUGUCUGGCUCCUUUUGUUUUGUUUUUUUCCUAUUGUGUGUUUUGUAUUAACGUCUGAACAAAGGGACUUGGUCAGAGACCAUUGGAUCACAUCGGCUGGGGCGGACACACGGCUUGGAACUGCAGCAUCAGGAUAUUUGCUGUGUGA
Molecule: messenger RNA, 1739 nt
Organism: Colius striatus (speckled mousebird)
Lineage: Eukaryota; Metazoa; Chordata; Aves; Coliiformes; Coliidae
Gene: LRRC75B
Product: leucine rich repeat containing 75B
Exons: 4
Coding region: 37-1059 (340 amino acids)
Source: RefSeq, a predicted model, not a curated record